GGCAAUUUUUACGGUGACGCAAAUGAAAACAGAAAAAAAAUAAAGAAGAAAAGAGACAUCGACUUUUUUCUGGUUCAUAAGACAAUCACAGUCGCGAAUUCCGUCGUUUGCGACAGUGAAAAUAUCAAAAAGCAGUCAUGGCUCCAGCAGUCAGAACCAAGUACGAGUUCUUUGGACCUCCCGGUGCAACCGGCAUCGUCUUCGGUCUCCCGGUGCUUUUGUGGACAUUGUUCUUCGCAUGCAAUGACGUCUCAGGAUGCCCGGCGCCGUCGCUGCUGAGUCCCCGAGACCUCACGUGGGCCAAGCUCAAGUCCGAGAUUCCGUGGCCCGAGAAUGGCGUCCGUGGCUUUGUCAGCUGGGAGGUUACCUUUUGGGUCUUUGCCUACUACUUCCUCAGCCUUGUCCUCCACCGCGUCAUGCCGGCUGAGGAAGUGCUCGGGACUAAAUUAAAGGAGUCGGGUCGUCCCCUCAAGUACCGAUUUAAUGCUUUCAACGCCACCGUCGUUCAGCUCAUUGCUUGCGCUUUCGGCACCUAUCUCCAUGGCGCUGACUUUGUUGUUUGGAGGUUCCUGACCGACAACUACCUGCAACUUUUAACGACCAACAUCAUCCUGGCGUAUGCGAUUUCCAUCUGGGUCUACGCAAAGAGCUUCUCCGUCAAGCCUGGCGACUCCGAACUGCGUGAGCUUGCCCAGGGUGGUCACACUGGCAACCUGAUCUAUGACUUUUACAUUGGCCGUGAGCUCAACCCUCGCGUUACGUUGCCGUUUUUCGGCGAGAUCGAUAUCAAGACCUUCCUCGAGAUGCGCCCCGGUCUGACCGGUUGGAUCCUACUCAACUGCGCCAACAUUGCCAAGCAGUACCGCAACUAUGGCUUCGUUUCCGACAGCAUCCUGUUCACGACAGCCGUGCAGGCCUACUACGUCCUCGAGGGCCAGUACAUGGAGGCGGGCAUCCUGACGAUGAUGGACAUUACAACCGACGGCCUCGGCUUCAUGCUUACUUUUGGUGACAUCGCAUGGCUGCCCUUCCUCUACUCCACUCAAACCCGUUACUUGUCCACUUACCCGGUCACACUCGGCCCCGUCGGUCUGGCAAUUGUUAGCGCCGUCUUCGCCACGGGUUUGUACAUCUUCCGCGCGUCCAACACACAAAAGAACCUCUUCCGCAGGGACCCCAACCACCCCAGCGUCCGCGACCUGUCAUACAUCCAAACCAAGCGCGGUACUCGUCUGCUCACCGCAGGCUGGUGGGGUAUGUCUCGCCACAUCAACUACUUUGGCGACUGGCUGCAGGCUUCGCCAUUCAGUCUCCCGACCGGUAUUGCCGGCUACAUGAUCCUGCCCGCCGGCAGCGCGGUCGCCGAGGCCGGCGCGACCAUGCUCGACGGUCGCCAGGUCAUCCAGGGGGCGGCCCGGGGCUGGGGUAUGCUAUUCACCUACCUCUACGUCGUCUAUUUUGCCGUCCUGCUCAUCCACCGCGAGGGCCGUGACGACGUGGCCUGCACCGAGAAGUAUGGCGAGGACUGGGAGACGUAUAAGAAGACUGUCAAGUACAGGAUUCUGCCGUACGUGUACUAGACGUGUGGCAAACUGGAUGCUGUCUAUUGGGGAGUCUCGGGGGUGGUUUAAAUCGCUUGGAGACACUCGAAGUAAAGCGUACUAGGGAAGCCGGCUUAUGCUCGGUUGGGUAGCUCGCACGGUACUUGGACAACGAAGUGGAUAGGGUGCAUGGGAUUCGCCUGCAGGACCCGGCGAUUCCACAUAUACAGAUUAUAAUUUAAUAGCAAAGCAAUCAAUCUUCCCAAA
Molecule: messenger RNA, 1808 nt
Organism: Pyricularia grisea
Lineage: Eukaryota; Fungi; Ascomycota; Sordariomycetes; Magnaporthales; Pyriculariaceae
Exons: 3
Coding region: 138-1580 (480 amino acids)
Biological process (GO): ergosterol biosynthetic process
Cellular component (GO): endoplasmic reticulum membrane
Molecular function (GO): Delta14-sterol reductase activity
Source: RefSeq, a predicted model, not a curated record